Molecule: messenger RNA, 1197 nt
Organism: Phaedon cochleariae (mustard beetle)
Lineage: Eukaryota; Metazoa; Arthropoda; Insecta; Coleoptera; Chrysomelidae
Source: the annotation of a GenBank genome assembly
AUGGCAUUUAAAAUUCACUCAAAAAUGGCAGAUGAACUUUCAAAUUUGCAAUGUCAGAAAAUAAGUGUCAAAGAUAAUGUUGUUCGCCAAAAAUAUAUUUGUAGGUAUGCGGCCAGAAUGUUUCCUUUUACCACGUCUCACAAUAUCAUUCUGGAGAAGCAUGUCUACAAAACCCCAAAAAAAAUCCGAAGCUAAGGCACCACAUCUGAAGACGUUCAAAAUUUACCGUUACGAUCCUCAAGACAAGAAGAAGAAAGGCCAUAUGCAGAAAUACACCAUCAAUCUCAAUGAUUGUAGGCCGAUGGUACUAGACGCUCUUUUGAAAAUCAAAACAGAGCAAGACUCCUCGUUAUCCUUUAGAAGAUCUUGCAGAGAAGGAAUAUGUGGGUCUUGUGGAAUGAACAUAGAUGGAGUCAAUAGACUAGCCUGUACUCAUAAGAUCAAACUGAAAGGCACCACCAAGAUUUAUCCUCUUCCGCACAUGUACGUUAUCAAAGAUCUGGUAGUUGACUUUUCCAAAUUCAUCGAGCAACACAAGAGAAUCAUGCCGUAUCUCAUUCGAGAAAAAGCACAUGCAGAGGGCAAGGACCAGUGUCUCCAGAGUAUCAAAGAUAGAGAUUCAUUGAUAGGCUACGUAGAGUGUAUUCUCUGCGCAUGCUGUUCAACUUCCUGUCCGGAAUAUUGGUGGCAUGGCCAUACGAAGGCUCCCAACGACUUCUUGGGACCAGCAGCCUUAUUGAACGCCUACAGAUGGAUCAAAGAUACCAGAGAUGAGGGCACCAAGCUGAGAUUGUCGAAGUUGACGAACUAUUACAACCUUUACAGAUGCCACCAGAUCAACAACUGCACCAAGUGUUGUCCCAAAAGACUGGCUCCGGGCAAAGCCAUAGCAGAUCUCAGACUCCUUGUGGCUAAUUUCAAGAAGAAGAAAAAGGGAGACCUAGAAGGAAACCUUCCUUCUGAUCCGCACAAAGCUUGUGAGCCGAAAGAAGACUGCUAGAACACGAGUUCAUUUCUAUUUAUUCCAAAGAAUAUACAAUAUUAGGAAUGCGGCUGUUUUUGUUCUAAAGCUUUCACGGAAUUUUCUCCGAUUGCGUCCUUGAAGGUCGACUCAAGGUCUAGAUAUUUGUUGAAUUCGCACCAGUCUAUGAGGAUCCCUGCUUGCGGCUCUUGCUCUGAUCCCCACCACAAAUCAUU